GAGAGCACCGGAGCGAUGAGGAGCGCGGCGCUGCGGCGCUGCCUGGCCCCGGCGCUCGCCGCCGCGCCGCCCCCGUGCCCGCCGCGCCGCGGGCUGAGCGCGCCGCUGCCCCGGGCCGGCAGCGCGGCGGCGGCCGCCCGCAAAGUCACCGACAAUGCAAAGAAUUCCUUGGCCUCUCUUCAAAGAGAAAACCCUCAUUUUGAGCCAACACUUGCCAUUAUUCAGGCACAUAAUGACCAGUUGAUUCAAGAAGCAAACAAGAACUUUGCCAAAGAGAUUGGUCUACGUGUUAUUCACAUCUGUCUUCCUGAAGGCAGCACCCAAGAUGAGAUUGUCAGUGAAAUCUUGAGACUCAAUGAGGAUCCUAACGUGCAGGGCCUUGCUCUUGACCUCCCAGAAAGCUUAUAUAGCAGUAAGGUAUUAAAUGCUGUGAAACCAGAGAAAGAUGUGGAUGGAUUAUCCAGUGUGAACCUAGGACGUUUGGUACAUGGUGAUGUCUGUGACUGUCUAGUUCCUCCUACAGUGUGUGCUGUGAUGGAACUUCUUGAAGAUAUAGGUGGGAAGAAGGUGCUGCUGGUGGGAGCGCGCGGGGCAGAGGGUGCUGCCCUGCAGAGUGUGCUGCAGCGCCAGGGAGCCGCCGUGCUCAGCUGCCACUGGAAAGCCCCACAGCUGCAGAGUGAGCUCCGUCACGCAGACGCGGUGGUGUUCGGCAGCACGAAACCCCACGAUGUUCCUGUGAGCUGCAUAAAGCCUGGGGCCACUGUCAUCAAUUGUGCUCAUGAUCCUCUGUCAGAGAAACACAGCUAUGGUCAGCAGAACAACCCUGCUGCUGAAAAGACUGUUGGUUCUCUUGCAGUAGCAAUGAGAAUGCAGAACAUGGUAAAAAACAUGGAGCGAUGGAUCCAGUCCCAGCAGCGCAGGAAGUGGGACCUCCACAGCUUGAAACUGCAGCCCCUCUCCCCAGUGCCCAGUGAUAUUGAGAUUUCCCGUGCACAGAGUCCAAAAGCUGUUGAUGUACUUGCCAGGGAGAUAGGAUUGCUUACAGAUGAAAUUGAGAUCUAUGGCCAAACCAAAGCCAAAGUACGUUUGUCCCUGCUGGAAAGGUUAAAGGAUCAACCAGAUGGAAAAUAUGUUCUAGUUGCUGGAAUAACCCCUACACCCCUAGGAGAGGGGAAAAGCACAGUCACAGUUGGUCUCGUUCAGGCGCUUACUGCACACCUUAACAUUAAUUCCUUUGCUUGUCUGAGACAGCCUUCUCAAGGACCCACUUUUGGAGUGAAAGGUGGAGCAGCUGGAGGUGGAUAUGCUCAAGUGAUCCCCAUGGAGGAGUUCAAUCUUCAUUUGACUGGAGAUAUUCAUGCUAUAACUGCUGCAAAUAAUUUGCUGGCUGCUGCUAUUGAUGCUAGGAUCUUGCAUGAGAAUACUCAAUCUGAUAAGUCUCUGUAUAACAGGCUGGUUCCGGUGGUUAAUGGCGUGAGAGGAUUUUCUGCUAUUCAGCUUGCCCGUCUGAGAAGGCUUGGAAUAAACAAGACUGAUCCUGAGACUUUAACAGAAGAGGAGAUCAGCAAAUUUGUGCGCCUUGAUAUUGACCCAUCGACCAUAACAUGGCAAAGAGUGGUGGAUACAAACGACAGAUUCCUGCGCAAAAUAACGGUUGGGCAGGCAAACACGGAGAAGGGAUUUGUCCGUCAGGCUCAGUUUGAUAUUGCUGUUGCAAGUGAGAUUAUGGCCAUCCUGGCUCUUACCACCAGCCUUCAAGACAUGAAAGAAAGACUGGGGAGAAUGGUGGUGGCUAAUGACAAGAAAGGACAACCAGUAACAGCAGAGGAUUUGGGAGUAACUGGUGCUUUGGCAGUUUUGAUGAAAGAUGCAAUUAAGCCCACGCUAAUGCAGACAUUAGAGGGAACGCCAGUAUUUGUUCACGCUGGACCCUUUGCUAACAUUGCACAUGGAAAUUCUUCUGUUUUGGCAGAUAAAAUUGCUCUUAAAUUAGUUGGAGAGAAAGGAUUUGUAGUAACUGAAGCUGGCUUUGGUGCUGACAUUGGGAUGGAGAAAUUCUUCAACAUCAAAUGCAGAGCAUCUGGCUUGGUUCCCAGUGUGGUUGUACUUGUUGCUACAGUGAGGGCUUUGAAGAUGCAUGGAGGUGGGCCAAAUGUAACUGCUGGUGCCCCCUUGAAGAAAGAAUACACAGAAGAGAACCUCCAGCUGGUAGCUGAUGGCUGCUGUAAUCUGCAGAAACAGAUUCAAAUUACUCAGCUCUUUGGAGUUCCUGUUGUGGUUGCUCUAAAUGUCUUCAAGACUGACUCUCCAGCUGAGGUUGACCUGGUGUGUAAGAUUGCAAAGGAGUCUGGAGCAUUUGAUGCUGUACCCUGCAAUCACUGGUCGGCUGGUGGUAGAGGAGCAGUAAAAUUAGCUCAAGCUGUGGAAAAGGCAGCCAAUCAAAAAAACAGUUUCAAAUAUCUCUACAGCUUAGAGCUUCCUAUUGUUGAAAAAAUACGGAUCAUUGCUCAGAAGGUGUAUGGAGCUCAGGAUAUCGAGCUGUCUCCUGCUGCGCAGUCCCAAGUUGAUCGUUACACCCGGCAGGGAUUUGGAAAUCUUCCCAUUUGCAUGGCAAAAACUCACCUAUCCCUCUCCCAUCAGCCUGAGAGGAAGGGUGUUCCCACUGGUUUCAUUUUGCCGAUUAGCGAUGUGCGAGCCAGCAUUGGAGCUGGAUUCAUCUACCCUCUGGUAGGAACGAUGAGCACCAUGCCAGGACUGCCCACAAGGCCAUGCUUCUAUGACAUUGACCUUGACCCCAUCACAGAGCAAGUGAAAGGAUUGUUUUGAGAGUGACAUCCAAAUUCAGUCAUUUCGUCUUGUCAUGCCCAUGUCUGCAGCUAAACACAGCUAUGCCAAGGAAGGAGAGGAGCUCAGCCAUGGUGUGGUAAUGUGCCAGAUGUGAGCAAAGCACGGGACUCUUACCUGGCUUCCCAGAACCCAGGAAAGUAUUUGGUGCCUGGCUGCUACCACAAAGGGCCAUGCACUAGAGGGUUGUCCAUGGGUUCUCCAUCAGUACAGUCCUUUUGAAGUUCGUUUGUGCUUGGGGAAGGACACACUAAGCUAACAUCCUGUCCUGGUCCCAAAAUAAUCUUGCUGCUGCCUUUGGUCCUUGAUGUGAAAGGCUGGGUCAGAUGCAAGGGUCAGUUGGACAGUUCUCACUCUCAGUUGUCAGCUGGAUUUGUGUGAAGCAGUGUCAGGUACAGGAAUAUUUUCUGUGGGUUUCCCAAGGUGGGAUUCAAACACAAUGGAUGCAAAAUCUUCAGGAAUUAUGGGUGCUCAAUCAUUAGGCCAUAACAGAGCAGAAAACACCCUGGGAGCACAAAUUAAUAAAAUGGGGAAGGUGGGGGAAGAAAUUGAGCUUUGCAGGCACACAGUGGACAGUGUUCCUGUUUUCUAAAUAGCUAAAUGAAGUCCCAGCCAUGUGGUUUGCAUUAGUACUGGGUUUUUCACAUACUUCUCAUGGCUAGAUUUCCAAGCAGCUUCUCAGCUUCCCUGCAGAGUUUCAGCCAGGACCUUACCCAUAUGGAACGGGUCUCAAGCCCUGGGUUUGUUCUUGGUGGCCCAUGGGUCUGCCGUGCUGACACCCACCCAGUCAGCCAGGGGUGAGUGUGGGAGGCAUGUGCAAACUCUCCCCUCCACUGAAUUACUAGGGUGGUGAGGGAGGGUGUUCCCCCUUUAAACAUGCAUGUUUUCAUAGAAUUUUCUUUGGAGAAAAUAUUUUAGAGAAAAAUUUUUAGGCCGAGAUAUGACCCCCUGCUUGAGAAGGUUGGAAUGGAAACACUGAAAGCUCCUUCAGGCAUUUGUCCUGAGAACAGGACUGCUGUGCUAUACAUGUUACCAUUCACUGUGGAGUUAAGGCCAGGGUAUUUACGUAAAGUAAGCUAAAUUCAAAUAUUUUCACAAGUGUGGUUAUAAUAAUAGUUCCCUACUCCAUGUGGUUGAGUGUAAUGUAUUACAUACACACAAACAUGAGCAAGAAUCAAUUUGUGCAUGCAGGUUUUAUGUAAAAUCCCCAAUAUUUGCUUCCCCAGUAAAAUUUUUAACUUAGACCUUUUGAGUAAUGAUUGGGAGGAGCUAAACUGCUACAUACCAGCACAGGCUCAACCGGACAAGACUCUGAUGAACCUUUUUAAAGCAGCCCUGUACUGGGUGAUCUCCAGGUCCCUUCCAAGGUAAACUGUUCUAUGUUCCUAUGAGCUGAGAUGUUAGCAGAAAAAGUUAGCCCUGAGGAAGCCCAGAGCUGGAGUACACCCCACAAACACGCCACAGGCACCUUAAGAACUUGACUUGGCCGAGUACUAAUAAAAAAGAGGAUGUAUCAAAUACAAGUCAUGCCCACUUCUAUGCAAUACACUAAAUCAAGGUUUAAGUUAUGACAUUUUAAAAGCUAAAUUGUUUCCCACUGGGCAAUUUCCAUCAUGCUCUUUCAACUCAAUUACCAUCAACAUCUGGUCGAAGUUACAUUCUUAAUGCCAAAGAAGAGUUUCAGCUUUUCAGGAUACAGCUUGUUAGUUGCCUGUAUAAUGCAGGCCCUGCAUGUUCUUAUCACACACACAGCUUAGAUUUUUCUCCAGAAAAAUACAAUUAUGGCUGUAUUUGUACAAAACGUGUAUUAUGUACAUGACAUGUAGCUGCACCACUAUAUGAACUCUAGGAUAUUUCCUUCCAUUUUCUUUUUUGAGGAACGGCUGAAGGGGAGGAGAAUGUCUGACUUGGGACAGCAGACCAGCCCCUACACAGCUUUCAGUCAGACAAUCUCUGCAAGGACACAAAAUCUCUUUUUUCACUGGUUCUAUGCUUGGGUGCAACACCUAUUCCCACUCAGCUCCAGCUCAUCUCCAUCACCUUGGUGUCUCCUUUGCAGUCAGAAAAAGUUCUAUUUGCCAACCUGUUGGUUUUUGUCCAAAUGUUUGAGGUAAGUGAACUCUCCCUGAGGGAGGUUUCUGGGGAGAGCAACAAAACCAACAUCUUAACUCCCAUCUGCUCUUUAUGACAUUAGCUUGAGGUGUCAGUUUAAUGAACCAGGCCCUGCACAUCAGGGCCAUACAAAGGUUGAUCACCCCCCCAUGUUUAGAAUGAUAAUUGCUGUCAUUCAGUGUCAGACACUAACACCCGCCAAAAGCUUGGUCAUCCAGGAUGAAACCUGUAUCUAAUUCUGCUUCUUGAACUACUGAAGGUCAGGCAGACCUUAAACCUCAGUCCUGUCAGUAAUAGCCAAGUAUUCAAGUUACUGAAUUCUCAAUAGUAUGGGGGAAAUGAUAAAUAAUUAAAGAAGAAAAACUAUGAAGAUGGUAAAUGAAGGAACAAAGUAUAGUGUAGCCUCUCUCUGCAUAGGAAUCAAGUUCACUCUUUUGGGGCAGAUUUGUAUGAAAGCAGUUGUAAAUCAAGGUAAGUCUAAGAAGUAAUUUCACUAAAUCUCACAUAAAAAAUUCCUUUAAGUGGAGCAGUAUAUAACUUAGCACCAAUAGUUCUGAAGAAGGCUGUAUAUAAAGCAAAACUCCAUUUAACUGCAAAUUGCUGCUGAAAAGGGAACUUUUAAUACUAAUUUGAUAUUAAAGAAAUACACUAAAUCAGCACAAUGUAUUGAAGUGUAACUAGGAAAUAGUAGAUAAAGAGAUGACCAGCAAGUGAAAAAUGUUGUUGGUUAAAAAAAAAGUCUAAAAUAGCUUCUGUGAUAAUAAUGCUCUUGGAAAGUUAAUGCUGCUGGAGAUGACCAAGAGCCAAUUCAUAGCAAGGUGUUGAAAGGUGUUUCCCAUCAAUUCUACCUCACAGUAUGGAUUACCAGUCCCCAGAGACAGGAAGAAGAUCUUGCAUUGAGCUUGUGCCUGGCAUUACCUACAGCAACUGCCGGGGAUCAGAGGGGUGGCAGCAAUUGCCAUGAAGCCCAGAGAGGGGGAGGCUCCAGGCUCAGAUUCCUGUAUUUACUGAGUCCUCCUCCUACGUGCCUCCUCUGUGGCAGGUAACUGCAACAGAUAACCUCACCUUGGCUAAAUUUGGACAUCUCUAUCCCACAACUGCAGUAACUCAGCAACAAACAAACCACACACCAGCCUGGAGGCAGAAAUGGAAGAGUUAUACCCAGUAUGAUUUAAACACGUCUGGGAGCCGUGCAGACAACCUGCAAUUAUCAAACCAAGAAUUUCACGAGCUGUUUAAAAGACAGAUGGUUUCUUUUUCUAACCCUUUGGAAAGGACCAACAGCAUCCUCAUCCAACACCGUGCUUGGGGAAAGAGUACUUGGGUGCCAAAAUGAUUCCUUAAAGCACUGCUUUUCUGCUGGUAUUCCAGUUUUGUCCCUUUAAGCUCUGACAAAAGAAAAAAGACUCAAAACCUCACUCUUUCACAGUGAGAGGAUCCCAUCAAAUAUAUUUGUGUAUCUGCAAAUGGAUUCUUACCCCAAACCUCUUUAAUGCUCAGGUUUUUCCUCUGUUUGACGACAAGUGGUAGGAACAAACUGACAGAAGAACACCCUGUUUAAUCCUGUAUAAGGGAUGAUAAAGUGAACCUACAGAGCCAAAUCCAAACAUUUAGAGAGACAAGCCUGGAUGCACCGAAGCAAUUAGGCUUGCAUACUUGGGAAAACACGUUUGGGGAGGACCUUUUGCAGAACUCCUGAAGUAAAGUGGCUGUGAAACCCAGCUGUGGCAGGGAGACAUGCUGGGAGAGCCAUACCUUACUUAGUGCAACUGAAAUGGAAAUAGUCCAAGUAAUCAUUUACUCAUCUACAUAAACCUGAACCUUAAAUUUAGCAGCAUUUCACCUUUUGACCUAGAAUUUUACAUUGCUUCAACCAGCCUGACUUGAGCCUGAACAGCUACAGAAAUGUUUACAGCCAUCUGCUGCAGCAGGAUAGGAAAAAAACUCGCCUGGAUCUUGAAACCAAUGUCUGGGGACACUGCAGACACAAUCAGCACUGGAUCAUCGGACUCACUGCAGACAUUUGCCAUCAUGCCACCAAGCCCAAGGGCUGGCCAGAGCACCCCACAGCACCCCACCUUACAAACAGGGGAAAUCCUGCUACCUGCAGCCCACCACCAGGUGAAGAUGUUGGUGUUUACUAUGUGGAAAGGUGUGCAUGACAGAUGUAAAAAAAAACUCAAAAAACCUCUCCCAAAAUUUAUAAACUUAAAUGCUGGACUCAAAAA
Messenger RNA from Haemorhous mexicanus (house finch), 7184 nucleotides. RefSeq names its product methylenetetrahydrofolate dehydrogenase (NADP+ dependent) 1 like (gene MTHFD1L). Lineage: Eukaryota; Metazoa; Chordata; Aves; Passeriformes; Fringillidae. Gene Ontology annotation, molecular function: ATP binding; formate-tetrahydrofolate ligase activity; methylenetetrahydrofolate dehydrogenase (NADP+) activity. The transcript is spliced from 28 exons. Gene Ontology annotation, biological process: tetrahydrofolate interconversion. The coding region runs from base 16 to 2826 and encodes 936 amino acids. Gene Ontology annotation, cellular component: cytosol; mitochondrion. The record is from RefSeq and is a predicted model, not a curated record.